UUUUGCACAUUAUUUAAACCCAUAAACCCCUAGCAGGAGAAGUAUUCGCCCCUUCUUCUCCUUCAUGCACCAACCACUACUCCACUGAGAAAGGAUCGAAGCCAAACCUAAGUUCAUCUCAACAUGGAGUCGAGCUCCCUCUCCCUCUCCUUAGUAAUUGCUGUCUCUAUCUUGUGUUUCUCAUCUUUCGCCCACGCACAACAGCCUUACAUCGGCCAGGACACCAGAGUCUGUUCCAAGACCAACGACUCUUCCUCUCCUGCCCUGGGCUACACAUGCAAUGGCCUGAACAAGACUUGCCAAACCUACCUCAUUUACCGAUCCAACCCGCCCUAUGAUACCGUCCCGUCGAUCGCCCGGCUCCUGGCCUCUGACCCAUCUCAGCUCUCUGCCAUAAACUCGGUCGCUCCGAACGCGACGUUCCCGACCAACAAGAUGGUGAUAGUCCCUGUGAACUGCUCCUGCUCAGGUCAGUACUAUCAGGUAAAUGCCUCGUACACGAUUAAGCGGGGAGACAAUUAUUACUUGAUUGUCAAUAGCACUUACGAAGGCCUCACAACAUGCCGCGCCAUCAAGGUCCAAAACGACAUCGAAACUGUGGACUUAUACAGCGGAGACCUCACCAUUCCGAUCCGAUGUGCUUGUCCUACCAAGAACCAAACCAACCUCGGAAUUAAGUAUCUAUUAAGCUAUGUCGUUGCCGAGGGCAACUACGUUUCGACAAUUAGCUCACGGUUCGGUGCUAAUGUUGCGAGGACAUUGGAAGCAAACGGUCUUUCCGAGCAAUUCUCCACGAUCUAUCCCUUCACCACUCUGCUAGUUCCCGUUCGAAACCCGCCUUUGAGUAAUCAAACAAUAGUAUCUCCCCCAUCACCACGCCAACUUACGCCACCUCCGCCACAAUCACCGAGCCCACCUGCUUCGUCAUCAACUAGUGUUUUGAGGAACAAAUGGGCAUACGCAAUUGCUGGUUCUCUCGUCGGAGCUGCGUGUGCUUUGGCAAUCGGCAGUGGCAUUAUUUUCUGUAUGCCUUUUCGCCGCAGAAAUGUGCAACAUACUGCAAGUAUUGUCCCCAACGACCGUGAGACGCACGUGAAACCGAUCGUGGAAGUAGAUGAAGAGUCUCAAGGACUGAUGCAGACCAUAUAUGGCAUUGCUCAGUCCAUCAAAGUGUACAGUUUCGAAGAACUGCUACUGGCUACCAAUAACUUUAGCCCUAGCUAUUGGAUCAAAGGGUCGGUCCACCGGGGGGAGAUCGACGGUUGCUCCGUCGCUAUCAAGAAAGUGAACGGCGACGCGAUCAAGGAAAUCAACCUUUUCAAGAAGAUCAAUCACUUCAACAUUGUUCGCCUUUCAGGGAUUUGCUUCAACGAAGGGGACUGGUACUUCGUCUACGACUUCGCUUCUCAUGGACCCUUAAGUGACUGGAUUUACAGCACACUUGGUGAUAGCAAAACUGUCCUGAGCUGGACUCAAAGAGUUCAAAUUGCACUCGAUGUGGCCACUGGCCUGAAUUACCUCCACGGCUUCACAAACCCACCUCACAUUCACAAGAACAUCACGAGCGGCAACGUCCUUCUUGACAGCGAUUUCCGGGCCAAGAUAACGAAUCUGGGCAUGGCGAGGUCAGCCGAAGGCGAGGCGGGCCGAUUCGCCUUGACGAGCCACAUCGUCGGGACGAGAGGUUACAUGGCCCCAGAGUACUUGGAGAACGGUCUGGUCUCCAUGGCGCUCGACGUGUACGCCUUUGGGGUCCUCGCAAUGGAGAUGAUCACGGGGAAAGAGGCGGAGUCCUUGACCCGAGAGGAGAGCUCGAAUCUGUUCGACGCCCUGGACGAGAUGCUGCCGGAGGACAGCAUGACCGAAAGGUUGGCAGACUUGAUCGAUCCUUCCUUGGGCGGACGUUAUCCUUCGGACCAGGCGGCUUUCAUGUUCGGGAUCAUCCGGUGUUGCCUGAAGAAGAACACGGCUGAUCGUCCCGACAUGGACGAGAUCGUACAGUAUCUGUCCGGACUGUUGGCAUCCGCGAUCAACUGGGAAUCUUCUAACAACGUGAUUUGAUAGAAAGCAAAAAGUUUCAUGUAUCCAUGCAUGGUCAUUCCACUUUCUUAAUUUUGUCUGAAUGGUGAUUAUCUCUA
Syzygium oleosum is the source of this 2138-nucleotide messenger RNA. RefSeq names its product lysM domain receptor-like kinase 4. NCBI's taxonomy places the organism in Eukaryota, Viridiplantae, Streptophyta, Magnoliopsida, Myrtales, Myrtaceae. Bases 124 to 2061 code for a protein of 645 amino acids. The record is from RefSeq and is a predicted model, not a curated record. Gene Ontology annotation, biological process: protein phosphorylation. The transcript has a single exon. Gene Ontology annotation, molecular function: protein kinase activity; ATP binding.